AUGAAGCCCAGACCAGUGGCCCGCACGAAGGCGUCUUGGCGCCGCCUGGAGUCCAGCCGAGGAUGGAGGCAGAAGCGUCGGCUUGGGCUUGGUGUCUUCGGCGUGCACUCCACUUUGGUUCUCGAGCCAGCGACCAUGCUGAAAGCGGCGCUGCGCCCCUGGGACACCCGAGUGCAGAUCUUCAUGCGAGAUUGCCCGCGGGGGAAUGCCGCCUGGUCCCACCAUUGCUCCUUGCAGUGCCAAGCGCUGGGCAGCUGCGAGCCCGGAUCGGAAGGCAGCAGCCGGCUGUGGGUGGACCUGGUGCACAUGUUCGAGGAAGCUAUUCACGAACGGUGGAGAUACUACCAGGUCGCCGAUUACCUCAGUGUCUUAGUGGAGAUGCAUCGGCUGGACCCGGAUCUGCGUGCAGCAGAGAUGUAUGUCUGCACAGCACCAUUGGUGUGCAGCUUGCUGCGCGCAGUUGUGGAGAAACCUCUGCUGGCAUAUCUGGGGAUGCAGCUGCACGUUAACGUGGACAGGCAGACAGACCAGCUGUGGCUGAUGCACUUUCAAGCCAUGGUCAGAGACCAGCAAAGCAACGUUUGGGCCGCCCACAACUUUGCGCUAAGAGAGCAGAUCCGGUAUGCCACUGGCAUGCAGCUCGAAGUGGUGCGACCAAGGGCUCUGUACGUGCAGAGAUCUUCCAAGCUGUAUGGCACCUCGCCGGGCAAAGAAUUCCGGCGCCAGGUGCUGUUUUUCCGCAGCAGCUACUUCCGUCUUUCACUGUUCCUUCCCGUCCUGGAGGCGCACGUUGAUGCAUGCGGGUCGCAGCUGCCUCUAGCACUUCGCGUGGUGCGAAGCGGCGACGAUUUUGUUCCGUUCAGACAGAUGGGCCGCUUCCGGGCGGCAGUGCUUUUCCCCUGGGACCCUGCUUUGAUGGCUUUCUACGAGCUCUACAGCUUAGGGCCGGCGCUGCUCCUCCCAAGGAGCGCUUGGAUCUACAAAAUCCAGCAUUUCAGUGGAUGGACCACAUUUCAGGAGCUCGGGGCUGUUGAGUUUCCGCACCUUCCGGAAGGACUCCGUGCCGAUCCGCGGCCCUUUUGGCGGCCAGAGACUUCGGUCCCGGAGACCGUGCUGCACUGGUAUGCCUACUCUGACUGCAGCCGCCUUCCGCAUCUCCUGCGCUUCGAGUCCUUCCCGGAACUGUUCCGGCUUCUCCUGGACUCCCAGCGCCUUCGCAGCGCGCGACGCGGGAUGCGGCACCACAACCGGCGGGCCCUCCAGUCCGGCCUCCGCUGGUAUCGGGAUGCCGCGCUGUGGCUUCUAGCUCACGCGGAAAAAACAAGAAUGCAGGUCUGCGAGGUGUGA
Symbiodinium necroappetens is the source of this 1347-nucleotide messenger RNA. Lineage: Eukaryota; Dinophyceae; Suessiales; Symbiodiniaceae. The record is from the annotation of a GenBank genome assembly.